This is a messenger RNA of Musca domestica (house fly), 546 nucleotides long. RefSeq lists its product as uncharacterized. The transcript is spliced from 2 exons. The coding region runs from base 106 to 360 and encodes 84 amino acids. The record is from RefSeq and is a predicted model, not a curated record. NCBI's taxonomy places the organism in Eukaryota, Metazoa, Arthropoda, Insecta, Diptera, Muscidae.
CUGUCAACUAUAAAUAUGUCGAAGUUUUGGCGAAAUUAUUGUAGUUUUCCAACUGUUUCGGUUACUGACUAGUUGAGUGUUAGAACAAAAAAUCCAAUCAACAAUAUGAAGUUCUUGAUAUUUUUGUUAAAAUUUGUUUUCGUUGUGUUGUUGGUGUUGACCCAAAUGGCCAUGGCCCAAGGAGGUGGUGGCGGUGGACAAGCCGGUGCUGGAGCGGGAGCUCAAAUGGGCAUGGGUGCUGGAGGCGGGGCUGGUGGCGGUGGUCAAGGCGGUGCCGGCGCUGGAGCCCAAAUGGGAAUGGGCGCAGGUGCCGGUGGUGGCGCUGGUGGCCAUGGUGGUGGUGGUCCAGGAGGCCGUUAAAGUGCAUCCUUCCCUAUGACUACAACCCUAUCUACCUGGCAAAUGAUUUUAAUGAGUGUUUCCUUAAAAUUAUUAAUGUUGAUAUCUAUGGAUAAAUAUAAGUUACACCAUCCUUCCUCUCUGACCUAACCCAAGAAAUUGCGCUAAUGACUUUUGGCCAAUAAAACUUUAAUUAUAUCCUAGCAA